GCCAAAUUAUAUUUACUUACAUUAAAAAAGGAAAAACCAGAUAAAAAUGUCACGACAAGCCUCCAGACUCGACCCAAAAAAAGUGAACUCGGAGUUCCUAACGCUGACCUAUGGCGCACUGGUUACGCAGAUGCUGCGUGACUUUGAGAAUGUUGACGAUGUGAACAAGCAGCUGGAGCGCAUUGGCUACAACAUGGGCAUGCGUCUUAUUGAAGACUUUCUAGCGCGCACAUCCUCACCACGCUGCCUGGAGAUGCGUGAGACGGCGGAUAGAAUACAACAGGGUUUUCGCAUCUACUUGAAUGUUCAGCCCACCAUUUCCAACUGGUCAGCAGCCUCCGAUGAAUUCUCACUGCUCUUUGAUAGCAAUCCAUUAACAGAGUUUGUCGAACUGCCUGCGGAUCUAAGCAAUCUUCGCUACAGCGCCAUACUUAGUGGCUGCAUACGUGGUGCUCUGGAGAUGGUACAGCUGGAGGUGCAAUGCUGGUUUGUGCAGGAUCAACUGAAGGGCGACAAUGUAACUGAGCUGCGAGUUAAGUUUGUGCGACGUCUAGAGGAAGCCAUACCAGCUGGCGAAGAUUAGAUAAAGAGAUAGAGAGUGAAAUGGUUAAACGCUUCUCAUUUAGAGUUUAGUUAAUUAUUUUUGCGUAUAAGCUGCAUUCCAGCAACAUUAAUAACAACAGCAACAAUUAUAAAACCACAAUUUUUAGUUUUAUAUUUUAUUCGACUUUAAUAAUAAUAUCUG
Drosophila busckii is the source of this 745-nucleotide messenger RNA. It is a transcript of the gene Bet3, whose product is annotated as trafficking protein particle complex subunit 3. The coding region runs from base 47 to 583 and encodes 178 amino acids. Lineage: Eukaryota; Metazoa; Arthropoda; Insecta; Diptera; Drosophilidae. The transcript is spliced from 3 exons. Gene Ontology annotation, biological process: endoplasmic reticulum to Golgi vesicle-mediated transport; intra-Golgi vesicle-mediated transport. Gene Ontology annotation, cellular component: TRAPP complex; cis-Golgi network membrane; cytosol. The record is from RefSeq and is a predicted model, not a curated record.